Molecule: messenger RNA, 462 nt
Organism: Chelmon rostratus (copperband butterflyfish)
Lineage: Eukaryota; Metazoa; Chordata; Actinopteri; Chaetodontiformes; Chaetodontidae
Gene: ap1s3a
Product: adaptor related protein complex 1 subunit sigma 3a
Exons: 4
Coding region: 1-462 (153 amino acids)
Biological process (GO): vesicle-mediated transport; intracellular protein transport
Cellular component (GO): membrane coat; intracellular membrane-bounded organelle; AP-1 adaptor complex
Molecular function (GO): clathrin-cargo adaptor activity
Source: RefSeq, a predicted model, not a curated record
AUGCGUUUCCUGUUGCUGUUCAGCCGGCAGGGGAAGCUGCGACUGCAGAAAUGGUUCACACCAGUAGCAGAGCAGGAGAAGAAGAAGGUGAUCCGGGACAUGAUCAUGUUAGUGUUGGCCCGUCCGUCACGUUCCUGCAACUUCCUCGAGUGGAGAGACCUGAAGAUCGUUUACAAGAGGUAUGCCAGUUUGUAUUUCUGUGCUGGGAUGGAGGAAGAGGAUAACGAGCUGCUGAGCCUCGAAGUGGUGCACAGAUAUGUCGAGUUGCUGGACAAAUACUUUGGCAAUGUGUGUGAGUUGGACAUCAUUUUCAACUUUGAGAAGGCUUACUUCAUUCUGGACGAAUUCCUGAUGGGAGGAGAAGUUCAAGAAACGUCAAAGUUUGCUGUGGGGGCAUCUGUGGAGGAGGCUGACACAUUCCAAGAGACAAUGGAGGAAUAUAUGAGCAAACCUGCCUACUGA